AUGCCAAACGCCGGUCAAGCGCCUCCCAUCCUAGACUUCUCAAAGUUCUACCAAAACGACCCAGCAUCCAAGAAACAGCUCGUAGACGAAGUGCGAAACUGUUGCCUGCAUAAUGGGUUCUUCCAGAUCACAGGUCAUAACGUGCCAAUCGAGCUGCAAAACAGGAUGAUGGACUGGAACAAAAGGUUCUUCGACCUACCACUGGAGGAGAAGAAUAAAGUAAACAAGGACACAACCAACACCUGGAACCGCGGCUACGAGCUCCUCAAAUCGCAAAUCCUCGAAGCCGGCACCACGCCCGAACUAAAAGAAGGAUUCUACAUCGGCGACGAGAUCCCCAAAACGCACCCCUACUUCCUCAACAAGGCGCUCAACUCCGGACCCAACACGUGGCCGUCCGCCGCCUCCCUACCCAAUGUCCAAGACUUCAAAGAAACAUCCUUGGAAUACUACGCCCGCGUCGUCUCCCUCGCAAAAGACAUCUUAAAAGUCCUCGCCUUGACACUCGAUUUAGAAGAAACCUACUUCGACGCCUUCGCCACAGGCGCAGUAGCAACAAUGCGCCUCCUGCACUACCCGCCCCAACCCCGCUCGAGCCCCACGCACCUCACCCGCGGCAUAGGCGCGCACACAGAUUUCGGCUGCAUAACCAUACUCCUGCAAGACACCGUCUCCGGACUGCAAGUCUACGACCACGCCACGAAGGAAUGGCUCGAUGUAACACCCACCCCUGGUGCUUUCGUCAUCAACCUAGGCAAUCUGAUGAUGCGGUGGAGUAACGACCGGGGGGAGGGGGAGGGGGUGAGGUGGGGGGAGAUUACGGUUGAAGAGGCGAUUUUGGGGGGGUAUAGGGAGAGUUAUGGGAGGGCGGAUGAGUGGAAGAGGGGUCAGGAGGAGACGAGGAAAGGGGAGGGCGCGAAGAUGGAUGUUGGGGCGCAGGAGGUGGUUGUUGCGUAG
Messenger RNA from Alternaria ethzedia, 957 nucleotides. RefSeq lists its product as uncharacterized. The transcript is spliced from 4 exons. The record is from RefSeq and is a predicted model, not a curated record. NCBI's taxonomy places the organism in Eukaryota, Fungi, Ascomycota, Dothideomycetes, Pleosporales, Pleosporaceae. Bases 1 to 957 code for a protein of 318 amino acids.